AUGGCUGCGCCUAGACGGCUAGCACAAAUCUUGGAUUCACUCAACCCCUCGACAGGGGCACCGAUUGGACAAUUGAAGUUGGGAAAUAUCACCUAUGAAGUGACAAACGCGCUAACGCCGUCGCGAUUACCUUCAAACACCAGUUGGGCGUGGGCCGGGAAGUCUCUGGAAGGCAGUAUGGAAACCCGAGGCUCGUAUUUGCUGGAUCCAACGGAUGAAAUGAAUGCGGAGAAUCUGCACUUUAUGUUGCAAAAAUAUCUACUGGGUCAGGAUAUCUUUCUGGUGUCACAACCCGGACCAUAUGCACGACGUCUAGCAUUGACUUUUGCGAGUCUGAUGAAUUUAGAGUAUGAGUAUGUUGCGUUGCAUAGGGAUGUGGGCGAGACGGAGCUAAAGCAAGGAAGAGAAAUUCGAGACGGAGGCAGUCUCGCAUAUGUGGAUAGUCCUGCAGUUAAUGCGGUUAAGCACGGUCGGUUGUUGAUUUUGGAAGGCAUUGAGAAAGCCGAACGAGGUAUCAUGCCGAUACUAAACAACUUGCUUGAGAAUAGAGAAAUGAAUUUAGACGACGGGACGCAUAUAAUUCAUCCACACCGGUAUGAUCUACUCGAAGAACGUCAGGAUAAUCUCAUUCCGGCUCACAAGAAUUUCCGGGUCAUUGCAAUUGCUGCCCCAGUGCCACCGUAUCCCGGAUAUCCUCUCGAUCCUCCCUUUCGAAGUCGGUUCCAAGCGCGUUUCAUCGACCCACUUGGUGCACUGUUAGUGUUGUCCGGCUCUCCUUCCGUUGGCUCCGACACGGCAGUGUAUUCAGCCCUCCGGUCCGUCAUCCUUGCGACACAAUAUUCGUCCGAAUCUCGACAUGCGCUUGAUUUUGUUCCUUCAGCAAAAUCAGUGCUCCCUGCAUUCCCGCAAACAGCGUUGUUGAAGCUUCGCGCCAUUUUCGCGAAAUUCCCGCCUGACGAAAUCAAAAUUGAGCCUUCCGUUCUCGCACAGAUACUUUUGACCAUCCAUCCGGGGUUGAUACACGCGCAAUUCCAAGCUUGGGCACUACUUGCAAAACAGAUUGAAGAAACUGGAACCGGACUCGACCUUGGCAGCCCAUCUGAUGUCGAUUUCGGUCUCUGUGGGUACAUCGCUACAUCGAUCGAGCGUAUCAGUGAGACGACAGCAAGAGUAUCUUUCUGUGGUUCCAGUUCAAAAUCCACAGUCUCCCAUAUUGUUCCUUGUGGCCCUCAGCCUUUCCGCUGGUUUCCGCUGCAGGAACAAACCAUUUUAGAUCAUUCGGACGAGAUAAUUUUGGUGACACCCCGCUUUCUCGGCCUUCUCACUACUUUUCUACAGGCUCAUGUUCUUGGCUGGGAUAUUUCUUACCUCCCACCCCUGCUAUCUUCUACUGCGAGUACCUCGACCUCGACGUUAGUUCGAAUUUUUGCAGAGAUAUUAGGCUAUGAACUCGAAACAAUUCACCUAUAUAAAGAACUAGGAGGACGGGAGAUCAUCAUGCGGCGGCGGGUACUAUCUGACCGUAAUAACACUACGAACUCUAGCUCUACUAGGACCACAUGGGAGCCUUCUCCUCUCAUCCGUGGCGCUUGGAGUGGAAAGCUCGUCUGGCUGGAAGGUAUAGACGUUAUUACGGGUACCGGCGCCGCAGGGAGCCUAUCUCGAUUUGUCCAGGAUAGAGAGAUAGAGUUGUGGGAGGGACGGAGAAUUGUGGCCAAGAAGGAAGAAGAAGAGGCUGCUGACCUUCUCACCACUGCUCACCCUUCUUUCCGCCUCUUCGUCACCGCUUCGAAGUCUCUUCAAUUGAGAGACUGGCUUUCAGACGAGCACGCAAACAUGUUUUUUACGAUCCCCUCUAGACCUAUGUCUUCUUCGGAAGAACGCACGGUACUGGUGAACACCGGGUGCGACCCGGCCGUCGUUGACCUCUUGUUGACAUUUGCGGAAAAGUAUCGUCAAAGGAUGGACAUUGGAGUUUCAUCUGCAAACGUAGGAAACGGACACAACAGUAGCAGCGCAGUUCAAAGGAACCGUAAACUAGGCACUCGCACUCUCAUCCGUAUAUCCAAACGUCUGGCACUGUUCCCACAAGAGGCCUCACAGGAAACAUUAAGGAAGAUAUUUGACCACGCGUUGCUGUCAGAGUUUCUACCGACAACGGAGCGGAUGGUUUUGAAUGGCUUAUUGGAGGAGGUCGGACUAGGUAGUGCUAAUUUCGAAGAAGACAAUUCUUACUCUCGUCCGCCGUUCAUCGACUCUGAUGCACAACCUGCGGCAUUGAUAUUCCCCUCGCCCAGUCGUACUGUCCCAAGCAAUUCCUCCCUCUCUGUACCAGCCCCUUCUGCCACCGCAAUACCUCUUUUUGAUCCUGCUAGAGAUCCUACUGGAUCCGUGUCACUAGUCCCCUACAUGGAUCAUUUCCAUGAUAAUUCCCUCCAAACAGGAUUAAUGAGGGAUCUUGCAGUCGACAUGGAGAUUAUGGGCGAGAAUUUGGUAUUGUUGGGCAAUCAGGGUGUGGGGAAAAACAAGAUUGUUGAUAGGCUUUGUCAACUUCUUCGUCGUCCAAGAGAAUACAUUCAACUUCACCGGGAUUCGACCGUGUCCCAGUUGAUGUUCACAACAUCCCUCGUCGACGGUGUUCUCACCUACUCCGACUCUCCGCUCCUCCGCGCAAUUAGGUUCGGGAGGGUAAUGGUCGUCGAUGAAGCGGACAAGGCUCCAGAGCAUGUUGUCGCUGUGUUUAGAAGUCUCGCUGGGCGCGGAGAGCUGACAUUGAGCGAUGGAAGGAGGGUAAGGAAGAAGGGCAAACCGGGUGAAAAGGAGCAAAAUGAAGACGGGAGGGACGAUAUCAUUGUUCAUAAAGACUUUAGACUAGUACUGUUGGCCAAUAGACCUGGGUAUCCUUUCCUCGGAAAUCACUUCCUCCAAGUCCUCGGUGAAUCAUUCUCUCCUUACGCCGUCUCGAAUCCGGAUCAAGCAUCUGAACGAAAGCUUCUACAACAGCUUGCGCCUGACAUGGAUGAGGACGUGAUUCUACGGUUCGUUGGUGCUUUUGCCGAUUUGCGGAAAGAAUAUGAGAUGGGAAAAGUGGGUUAUCCGUAUUCAUUAAGAGAGCUCAUCAAUCUCGUUCGGCACAUACGCGCGUAUCCAAGUGAUUCAUUGGAUGAUGUGUUCCGGAACGUAUUUGAUUUUGAUGUAUACAAACCAGAGACGAUUGAGAAGCUGAGAGAGAUAUUAGACCACCAUGGGUUGCGCGUUAAACACCUUGGUAUUGACGCUGCCCGUGAAGCAUCCUCUUCCAAAGCAGUCAAAGACGUGCAAUACAUUCCCAAAUCACCUACGGGUCCCUUGAAAAAUCCCAAAGAAGGUGAACAUGAUGAUAAACAACAUGUAGGUGGGAAUAGAUAUGCUGGUGGGGUUGGAGGAAGAGAAACUGCGGGAUUAGGAGGAAGAGGUGGUUAUAAACGGUUGUACAAAGGCGGUGAUAUCAAACAACUCCCGGAAACGGUAAAACGGGAGGUGCCCGAGGAAAUACGAGAGAAAGCGCGAGAAAUGGCACGUCAAGAGCUUCUUCGCCGACUUGAGGAAUUGGAUAUGAGCGAGAUGGAGGCUAAAGGAUACGGACAACUACUCCAAGCGACGCAAUCACAUAUGUUAUCGCUUUUUGAUUUACUUGAAAACCUCGCUGCGAAAGAAGAAGAGCGCAUAUGGGUGAAGAGGCAGACUGACGGUGAAUUGGAUGACAGUCGUCUAACGGAGGGUAUCACAGGGGAGCCGACAGUUUAUAAACGACGUACGAUGGAAAAACCUGAGACUGGAAAACCUCAAAUCAAGCCAAAGCGUAUUAGAUUCAUCUUCGACUUGAGCGCGUCGAUGUACAGAUUCCAAUACGAUGGGCGUUUGCAAAGAAGUAUGGAAACUGCUGUAAUGUUAAUGGAGACCUUUGACCGCCUCUCGAGAAAGGACAAAUAUGUUUGGGAUAUGUGUGGCCAUUCAGGGGAUGAACCGCUCAUAUCACUAGUCACCGCUGAACAGCCACCCACGAAAAUCAAGGAACGCUGGAAGGUGACGGAGAAGAUGUAUAUGAUACCGCAAUAUGCUUUUGCGGGCGAUAACACAGUUGAAGCGAUUCAGAAAGGCGUAGAUGACGUUGCUAAAUUUGAUGCAGACGAUUGGUUCGUUAUAAUUAUCACCGACGCAAAUUUUGGGCGUUAUCAAAUUACACCGGAAGAAGUUUUACGAGCGAUGAAGAGAAAUUCUAGAGUUCAUACUGCUUUAAUAUGUAUAGGGGAAGGAGCAGAUGCGCAAUGGAUUGAAAAGGUUCUGCCUGGAUCAGUCUUCCGAGUGAAAAAUACAAAUGACAUACCAAUGGUUUUGAAAAGCAUCUUGUCUUCAAUGGUUAACGAAUAG
This is a messenger RNA of Lentinula edodes (shiitake mushroom), 4410 nucleotides long. RefSeq names its product AAA domain-containing protein. Gene Ontology annotation, molecular function: ATP binding; ATP hydrolysis activity. NCBI's taxonomy places the organism in Eukaryota, Fungi, Basidiomycota, Agaricomycetes, Agaricales, Omphalotaceae. The record is from RefSeq and is a predicted model, not a curated record. Bases 1 to 4410 code for a protein of 1469 amino acids. Gene Ontology annotation, cellular component: cytoplasm. The transcript has 18 exons.